Messenger RNA from Portunus trituberculatus (swimming crab), 1071 nucleotides. RefSeq lists its product as uncharacterized. Gene Ontology annotation, molecular function: aspartic-type endopeptidase activity. NCBI's taxonomy places the organism in Eukaryota, Metazoa, Arthropoda, Malacostraca, Decapoda, Portunidae. The record is from RefSeq and is a predicted model, not a curated record. Bases 1 to 1071 code for a protein of 356 amino acids. The transcript is spliced from 6 exons. Gene Ontology annotation, biological process: proteolysis.
AUGACUGCACACCGACUGGGGGACAGCAUGAAGCUUCCCACCAGACAAACAAUGGUGAAACAAUGGAAUUAUUCACUACCACUGACCGCGAAGGCUAAAUUUUACCACUUGACACCCCUAGACUUGUGCUAUGCCGUGAAGGCAGCUAUCCCAACUACCUUUACCUUGGGGCUCCAAUUCACAUUCCUCGUGCUCCCCCUGGUGCAGGAUCUCGUCACUCGCCUGCAGAAGUGUCUUACACCUCUUCAGUGGCUGACGCAUAAUGCUACUGGCAUCUCUAUUCCGGUUGCUAGGACCAUCUAUGUGUCUUUCAUUCGUUCUGUGGUGGAUUAUCUCUCCCCAGCUCUUAUACAACUUCCCAAGUCUUGCUUACAACCUCUGGAGGUGUUUCAAAAUAAGGCCAUGCGAGACUCGUCCUCUCCCGUCAUCAAUGUGCAAAUUGGCGGCAAAGUAAUGAAAGCUCUGAUAGACACGGGAAGCAGUUACACUCUCCUGACUGAAAAGGCCACAAAGCGAAUCGGAGGUGAAGUCAACACUCGCAGGAACCCUCCAAGAUUACAGGGAGUUACAGUGAAAGAAGCACCAAACACCACCCCCCUGAUUGUGUACCCUCAACCAAGGUUCCUUAAGAACACUCAACCCUGUCUAGUUAAAGUAAAUGAUGAAAAUAACAUCUUCCUGCCUCUCAUGAAUCACACCAAAAGAGAAAAGAUCUAUAGGCAAGUUUUAGUUAAUAAACCAGAUGGGAGUAAACGCAUGUGUCUCGACUACCGUCAUGUAAACAAACAUCUAGCCACUGACAUCUACCCACUCCCUCGCUUGGAAGAGCUAGUAGAACAGGCCGCAGGUCACAAAUACUAUGUCACUCUCGAUAUGUGGGAAGCAUAUUUCCAAAUUCUCUUAGAUGAAGAAAGUCGUGAUCUCACCACCUUCAGUGAUGGAGUCACCUUGUACAGAUUCCGUCGAUUACCAUUUGGACUCAACUGUUCGCCAGCUAUUUUUUUCUCGGCAAAUAGCUUCGGUUUUGGCUCCUCUUUUGAAAAAGGGCUGGGUGAAAAAUUAUCUGGAUGA